UCGCUUUCGUAGAUAUAAGGCUCAGUUUGUGCUGAUAUUGGCGACACCUUGUUCUGAAUUGACUUACCGUAUUUGAAGCACCUUUUACUUUUACAUCACGAAAUAUGUCCAGGACAAUCCUCUUCGUCUUGUUGGUAACGUUGGUGGUGUGCGUCAUUGAUGCGUAUCCAAAGCUGCAACUUCACGAAGAUUCUGCUAACGAAGGUGGUCAGGUGAGCCUUCUACGGAAUAAUUUAUUGCGAGAGCAAGGGGAGACGGCAAGCAAUGACGGUAACAAUCGCAUGAAUUUUGAGGAAAGAGAUGACGAGGAUGAGGAGGAGGAAGAAGAGGAUGAAGACGAAGACGAAGAAGAAGAUGAUGACGAUGAUGAUGACGAUGAUGAUGAUGAAUGAUGACGACGAUGAUGAUGACGAUGAUGACGAGGACGAUGACUCCUCAACGGAAUAGUAAAAACAUUUAAAGUGGUGCAGUUCUUGGUACAUGUCAAAAAUAAAUUUGUAAAGCAGU
Messenger RNA from Dermacentor albipictus, 507 nucleotides. RefSeq lists its product as uncharacterized. The record is from RefSeq and is a predicted model, not a curated record. Lineage: Eukaryota; Metazoa; Arthropoda; Arachnida; Ixodida; Ixodidae.